Messenger RNA from Colletotrichum gloeosporioides, 1062 nucleotides. RefSeq lists its product as uncharacterized. The record is from RefSeq and is a predicted model, not a curated record. NCBI's taxonomy places the organism in Eukaryota, Fungi, Ascomycota, Sordariomycetes, Glomerellales, Glomerellaceae. The transcript has 2 exons. Gene Ontology annotation, biological process: carbohydrate metabolic process. The coding region runs from base 1 to 1062 and encodes 353 amino acids.
AUGAACAACCCGCUACUAGGCCAUCUCUCAAAAAUACUCACCCUCUCCCCUCCGCAAUCCUCUUAUCCACCCUCAGCCCUUUCAGGACCUCUCACGUCGCAUACAGGAACAGCCUACCUCUUCCUCUCAAUCUCGUCGGCCUUUCCCCGCCUUCAGAUCCAUUCCUACCACGCAAUUCAUUGGGCGCGAGCAUACAUCUCAAAUAUUCCGACAGAAUCCGCCUCGGACUCAGCUCCAGAACACGUCCUAGGCCUUUCCGAAACCCUGUCCAGCCCAGCGAUCCGCGCCUGCAUAUCUCAAGACUUGGCCCAUGUCCACAAGUUCCUCUCCCUCCUCCCUUCAAUCUCACACGCCGACCUCCCAACCUGCCUCAUUCAUGGCCUCUCAGGAACGCUCUAUCUCCUCCGUCUCAUACGCCACUGGGUCCCGUCAUCAGCGCCGCUCGUCUCUCGCGCCAUCGUCCACCUAUCAGAGUACCUCCUCUCUUCCCCUUGGUCCUGUCCUCAAUCAAGAUCUCAUGGCGCUGCUGAUGGGGAGCUGGGAACGCUGACGCAGCUUGUGAUGACCACACCACCAUUAGCCUCGCGAUUGGUGGAGAGACUUGCAGCGUUGCUGGAUUUGCAAGGGCCGGACGGAGAAUGGCCAUCUCAGGAAACAGGGCUUGGGGCUGAAUCUCUUGAAAACAAAGGAGACGUCUCAUUCGCACACGGCACAACGGGUCUAGUAAUAUCUCUGCUAUCACUUCGUCCUUAUUUCCCAUCUCUACAGGAGCGCAUAGAUGAUGCCAUGGCAAACGCCAGGAACUUCUUAAGCACCCAAGAGCUUGGGGCGAGAGAACCAAGUCUGUGGUACGGUGUUCUCAGCACCCCAUUAGCCUUUCCAAAAGGCCCGUCCAGAACAUCGAUUGUGAACCUCGUCCACCACCCUAGAUCAACAUCAGAACCCCCAUCAGAUUCGUCCUCAUCUGGCUCAAUAGCGAUAUCUUACGACCCCGGUGCCGCAUGGAUGUGGGCAGUAUCAGAAAAGGAACUUCCGCGAAUGAUCUUUUACAACGACAUUUGA